Molecule: messenger RNA, 1350 nt
Organism: Vigna angularis (adzuki bean)
Lineage: Eukaryota; Viridiplantae; Streptophyta; Magnoliopsida; Fabales; Fabaceae
Product: (+)-neomenthol dehydrogenase
Exons: 5
Coding region: 147-1028 (293 amino acids)
Cellular component (GO): membrane
Molecular function (GO): oxidoreductase activity, acting on the CH-OH group of donors, NAD or NADP as acceptor
Source: RefSeq, a predicted model, not a curated record
UUCCCGAUACUAAGGUCAAAAGUCCAGAAAUAUAUCCUAUGUAGAAGUUGUGGAAAACGUUCACAUAAAAAACAGAGCAGGUGAACUAACCUCUUAAAAACUGAUGUUAAAUUUCAAAAAGCUCACAAAGAUUUCUUGCAUCACCAAUGGCAGCAGCAAAAAGGUGCGCAGUUGUCACAGGAGCAAACAAAGGAAUAGGAUUUGAGAUUUGCAAGCAAUUGCUUUCUAAUGGUGUCACUGUGGUGCUAACGGCAAGGGAUGAGAAAAGGGGUAUUGAAGCUGUUGAAAAACUGAAAGAGUUUGAUGUUUCUGACCAAGUGGUGUUUCAUCAGCUUGAUGUGACCGACCCUAAAAGCAUUGAAUCCCUUGCGAAUUUCAUCAAAACCCAGUUUGGGAAACUUGAUAUCUUAGUGAAUAAUGCUGGAAUAAGAGGAACUACUGUUGACCAUGAUGCUAUAGCUGCUGCACGGGAAAAAGUUGACAGUGUUGAUUGGAGAAAAUUCUCUUAUGAAAAUUAUGAAUCUACAGAAGCAAGCAUUAGAACAAAUUACUAUGGACCUAAAUUAAUGUGUGAAGCAUUUAUUCCCCUUCUAGAAUUGUCAGACUCACCAAGAAUUGUUAAUGUUUCCUCCACCUAUGGGAACUUGGAGAGCAUACCAAAUGAAUGGGCUAGAGGAGUCCUAAGUGAUGUUGAAAGCUUAACAGAAGAAAACGUGGAUGAAGUUGUGAAAAAGUUUCUGAAUGAUUUUAAAGAGGGUUCAUCAGAAACCAAUGGGUGGCCACCUGCGUUUUCUGCAUAUAUCGUCUCAAAAGCUGCUUUGACUGCCUACACAAGAGCUCUUGCCAAGAAGUACCCAUCUUUCGGGAUCAAUGCUGUUUGCCCUGGCUAUGUGAAAACAGAUCUCAACCUCAAUAGUGGCUAUCUUGGUGUUGAUGAAGGUGCUGAAAGUGUAGUAAGGUUGGCUCUGCUACCUAACGGAGGUCCUUCUGGUCUCUUCUUUUCUCGAAGUGAAGUUGCAUCAGUUUGACAAAAGGUUUGUUGUGUACUAGAAGAUAAUGAAUAAAUAACAAGCUAUGUGUCAUGACACAUAUCUACACAUCAUUGCUGAGAACAACCCUACAGUGAAUUGCAGACAUUACAGGAUCAUGUUGCCAAUAGUGGUGAACUACAUGACUCAGUGUGUUGUUUGUUAAAUAAUUAUAAUCAGUUUAUGGAAGAGUUGAAUUGUCUUUACUGCAAGCCAAUAUAUGGCUUACUUACCAAUCUGUAUACUUAUAAAUUUGUAAAGAUGGUAUAUUUGUACUUCUCUGCUUCAGAAAUUGGUAUGCCCUUGCCAUUUAUGACCCUAA